Molecule: messenger RNA, 228 nt
Organism: Aspergillus tanneri
Lineage: Eukaryota; Fungi; Ascomycota; Eurotiomycetes; Eurotiales; Aspergillaceae
Exons: 2
Coding region: 1-228 (75 amino acids)
Source: RefSeq, a predicted model, not a curated record
AUGAAGGUCUCUGCUAUUAUUGUCUCUGCUCUCUUCUCUCUGUCCGCCUACGCUGCGGCCGUGGACACCGAGCUCGAGGCGCGCACUCUGCAGGCUCGCAGCUGCGGCAUUGACGAUGUCUGCUUCGGUACCGGCGGUGGUGAUCUCUGCAAUGACCGCUGCAAGAAAUGCAAGGGCGACAGCGGAUACUACAAGAAGGGAGAAUGUGGUGGACUCGGCUGGCAGUGA